Trichosurus vulpecula (common brushtail) is the source of this 2057-nucleotide messenger RNA. It is a transcript of the gene LEKR1, whose product is annotated as leucine, glutamate and lysine rich 1. Bases 30 to 2057 code for a protein of 675 amino acids. The transcript is spliced from 13 exons. NCBI's taxonomy places the organism in Eukaryota, Metazoa, Chordata, Mammalia, Diprotodontia, Phalangeridae. The record is from RefSeq and is a predicted model, not a curated record.
GUUUCCGACCCAGUGGAGCCGAGGUCGAGAUGUCCCGUGAUGAGACAGUAUGUAAAUAUUGUGGAGUCAGCUAUCUGAUCCUUCAUGAAUUUAAGCUUAUGGAGGAGAAGAUGAGAGCAAUGGAAGCAGACAUGAAAUUUUAUCAAGGAAGUGUUGAACGGGAGAAGUCACUCCAAGAAAAGCUACAGUCUCUUAACCAAGAUUUGCAACAGUACAAGGCUGGUGGUGAAGCCCAGAUAGAAAGAAUUAGAGAUUUAAGCACACAAUUAGAAAACCAACAAAAAAAAUUUCAGAGUGUGAACGAAGAAAUGAGACAUUUUCAAGAUGAGCUAAAAGUCGCACAUAGACAAAAUUGCCUCUUCAGUAAGAAGCUGGAGCAGCACCACACGAUACACAAGAAGACACUUAUGUUACUCAGGUUUUCUAAGAGAGAACUCGCGAGCAUUAAAAAUGAAGUUGCUUACACGCUGCAGAACUGGGUUUCCCUGAGUGAGGAAAUGGCGCUACAGAUUCAACACAUCAGUGAAGGAGCGGUUUUGACAGAAAUGGCCAAGCUGAAUAAAACUUUAUCGGCAGUCCAGCGAGAUAAGGUACGCCUGGAGGAAGAAGUGAAGAAUCUGAAGAUGGUGUCAGAUACGGCUUUGUUGAAAUCACAACAGAUUCAGGUGAUAGGCCAGCAAGGAGUAGGCUUGCUAAACAGAUGCCACGACCUUCAAAAGGAAAUACUAGAUUUACAAAAUCAAAUAGAGGCCCUGGGAUUGAAGUUUCAGAAAGCAGCAGAUGAAGCUGACCAGUACAAAGAAAUGCUCAUGGUUAAAUCAGAUGAAGCUGAUGAGUAUCAGAGAAAAUUUAGGAAACUGAAGUUUGAAAGCAAAAUUUUCGAAACACGACAUGCUAGAGAGCUAAAAGAGAAGGAAGACUCUUUGCUGGCUUGUCAACAAAUGUGCAAACAUUUACAGGAAGAAGUGGCUGCAAAAGAAAGGCUAGAAGAAAACUUGAAGAGAAAAAUCAGCCUCUCAGAAAAUGAAUUGGAAAUGACAAAAAUCCUUCUGAAUCAGGCAAAGGAAGAGGUUGUGACACUGAAAAAUGAAAGAGAGUUAAUGCUCAUUUCACAUCAGAAUAGACUUGAGCAGCUGCAGGAGAACUUGAGACAGAAGAUGCUGAGCGAUGAUAACUGGAGAGAGAAGCUCGAAUCUGAACUCAAUAAAGAGCGAAUCCGACACCAUGCUGAGUAUCAGGAGCAAGCUUUUCAGCUGAAGGAAGAAGCUAAACUGGAACAUGCUAUUGAAAAGGAAAAACACCAAGAAGUAAUAAAACAAUAUCAGAAAGAGCAAGAGAAGCUUCAGAAGAAGAUGACUGACUUAAUAGCAAAUGCUACCAGUGAUCUGAGGAUGGAAGUCUCCACUCUGGAGAGGAAGCUCCAGGAAACCCAGGUGAAACUUACUGAAAAAAUGGCAUCCAAAGAAGAGGAGAUCCAGAGCCUUAAUGUCUUGGUCACAGAGUUUGAAUCCCACCUCAGGAAGGAGAUGGACACCUGCGACUCCAUUUCUAAGGAUUUGAGGAAGGAGAUGAAGCAGAAAUCAGACGAAUUAGAAAAAGUCACCCAGGAGCAGACCCAGCUCAUGCAGCAGCUUAAUCAGGCCCAAGAAGAGAACACCUUUCUUCAGGAAACAGUGCGGAGAGAGUGCGAAGAACGCUUCCAACUGACUGAAGCUCUGAGCCAAGCCCGCGAGCAGCUGCUGGAACUCCAGAAGCUCAAUGGGAGCUUCCCACUAUCCCGCUGUUCUCUCAGUCAGGGCAACCUAACCUCCCCAGCUGCUUCGAUGGUCAGCAGUGGAGACAAAAGCCUCGCAAGCACAGCCCCAGGAAAAGGAAUCAAAAUCCCCAUCCUGCACUGCGCCUCCAAGUCACCUAAUUCACAGAGCCAGAACAAGUCCCCAGGUGGGAGCAGUGCCAGCUUCCCUGUCCCCAAACCUCCCAAGGGAAAGGCGUCUUCAAUCAACGAAACAAGGCAGAGAAUAGCUGCAAUCCUGCAAAAGAGACUGAGUCAGCAAUAA